Molecule: messenger RNA, 2929 nt
Organism: Culex pipiens pallens (northern house mosquito)
Lineage: Eukaryota; Metazoa; Arthropoda; Insecta; Diptera; Culicidae
Exons: 8
Coding region: 490-2388 (632 amino acids)
Source: RefSeq, a predicted model, not a curated record
UCAGUUUCUGCACAUUCGUGCUUCGAAACGGACGCGCGCGUUUCUUUCUCUCUGCGAUUUGCUCCGAGUUUGCGAGUUUAAUUUUUCGUGAAAUCGUCGUGAAUUUUGCUUGAUGCACGAAGAACCGGUGACGAGUUCGGUGGUUCUCCACUAGUGGCGCUAGUGUGCAGGGUGAUCUUUUGAUGCGGUUGAAUCAAUGAGGCUGAGAAAGAGAAGAAAAAGUGCAUUCGGAAAGUGUACUUUCACUGUUUGUGCUGCCGGUGCCGCGGUGAAAUCGGCAUCAACUAGCUCGUAGUGAGUGAAUGUGAGCGAAUUCUUUGGAGGAAAAAAAUCUGUAAAUAUGUGAAGAUCGUGAAGCGGUGCAAAAAGUGAAGAAGAAAAAGUUCAUCUGUCAGUUAAGCUUGUGGUCGGGAGACAUCAACGCGUGGCCAAGCGUCGAACACGCCCGGGAAGAGAAAAGUUCGCCAAACAACAAAUCACGCGAGGAACAUGAGCUUUUGGUGCUCCAAUUGGCCAAGUAUCGUCGUCAUUGUUCUAGCUCUGUUUACCGUCGAAAAAUGCCAGUCUGUAGCUACGGAUGAGUUUGCAGGGCUGUCGGAGAGAGAAGUAGUGGAUGCACUAGUCAGAAAGUGGGCCCCGCUGGUUUGGUUGGCGCCGAACGAAAAAUACCUGCCAGGAUCGGUAACGACCUUCCUGGAGCACGUCCACGCCGAGAAGGCCAAGAUCGUAACGGUCUACCCGGGCAGUGAGCUGCAGGACGUGAGCGAACUGCACCACUACUCGCCCUAUUACUAUGACAACGAGAACGAGCUGACCUACUAUGAUCCGACGGUGCGUCAGGCGCGCAACCGCAACAAGCGCAACUUCCGCGAUCCGGCCACGUCGCUGGAUCUGCUGUUUGACCUGCCGAUUGGCAACGAGUCCAAGAACUGGUACCUGGUCACGAACAACGACAUCGACGAGCUGAUAGCGGACAAGAGUUCCUUCAUUCACGGACAGAAUCCGCAAACUGAAAAUGUGCCAAUUUAUGCCGUCGUCAGCAUGUGCCGUACCGGGGCUGGCGUGGAUGUCCGGCCCGGGGGAUCUCCGCCGAUGGCCGUCGUUGCUGCGGCGGCGGCAGCAGCCGGUAUUGGGGCUGCUGGAGUAGCCCCACCGGUGGUAACCGUCCAACCGGUGCCACUUUCGUCCACUGUGCCACUGCAGCAGCCGUCGACGACCACGUUUCCAACGCCGGUGUCGGUCGGAAUGCACCACUUUAGUAGCCAUCAGGAGAAUGAGGUCGUGUACAACACCAUCGACCGGAUGGGCGGCUACAAGCGCCCCUCGUACGUUCCCGUCCACAAGAACCUGUUCGAGUUGCAGCCCGAGCUGAGACAGGACAUCACCAAGGUCGAAAAGAGCAUCCGGCUGAUCAGAAAGCGGCGCCGCCGGCGGGGAAUUUCCAUCGAGGUUGCGCCAGAUUUGGCACCCGGUGGACAGAUUCAGCCGCCUCAGGGACCACAACUACAGCCACAAUUGCAGGAGGACAGCACUGAGGAACCCACCGUGGAGCAGCACUUAUCCUCCAUAAUAGCCGACCAUCGUGACGAAGACGAUGACGACGAGGACGAGGACGAAAACACCAGCGGAAUCGACAACGAUUCCGACGACUGGGAGACCAUCACCGAGCGGCGGGACGACAUCAUCAUCCAGAAGGGUGACGAUUCGAACGAGUACCCGCACUUUCACGUGACUUACUGGAUGUUUUAUCCGUACAGUCAGGGUAAGGUUAUCUGCACGGUCAAUCUGGGGCCGCUCGGACCGUGGCCGAUUCCGCUCAUCUUCGGGAUGUGCCUCGGGACCAAGAAGGAGUUUGGCAGCCACAUUGGCGACUGGGAGCACAUGAGUUUGUUCUUCCGCGGACGGAAGGAACCGGACGAAAUGUACGUGUCCGCGCACGACGCCGGCGCCUUCUACUCGUACGAACGUCUCACGGGAACUUUUGAGUACCGGAGUCAGGAAACGCGCAAAGGAAUCCUGCAGCGACCGACGUUUCCCAAAACGGUCAUCACCUCCGGCAACCAUCCGGUGCUGUUCGCGGCCGAGGGUUCACACGGCCUGUGGACCGCUCCGGGCAAACACAAGUAUGUCCGCGUGCCAAGGCUGUACGACGUCAACGGGUUCGGAACGCCGUGGACCACGUGGCGAAGCGUCGAGGUCAUCCACGAGGGUGACUCCAGGGGACGAACCUCCCUCAACCCCAAGUGGCUCAAGUUCAACGGUCGCUGGGGCAACCCCAAGAAUCGGUGCCAUCCGCUGAAGCGAUUCGGUCUGCACAUCUGCGAAAUGACGGAUGGCCCAACGGGAAUCCCGCGAAAGAAGCCCCACUUCAAGUGCAAAAAGCGAUAAAACCGCCCGCCACAAAUCCUACAAAUCGCACACUCUCCACCCACAAAACACUUUCUAGAAUGCUAGGGCAAAUCUAUUUAUUUGUUAUUUUUAAUAAUUUAUUUAAAACUCUCUUUUCCCCCUCCCUCACCCUCUUCCCCUAUACUUCAAAUCGCCAUCAGCUCGCAUGUGGUGCUCCACGUGAGCAUGCUAUCGAUAUGCAUCAGUUAUUUAUUUAUUUUUUAAAAGCUCAUCACACACACAAACUCUUUUGUAAACACCGCGCACGUGUGACGACUCUCAGAAGCGUGAUCGUGACGCUUCAAAACCAUCCAUCACACGUGCUGAAAAUUUAAUAAAAAAAAGUUGUUGAACUAUCUCACAACUAAACAAAAAAAAACGCUAAACUUUAAAAUGUGAUUCGAGAUUGAUAAGCGAAGAAGAAAAGUAUGUUCCCGUUAAGUAUUCAAAUGUAAUGGUUGUAAAUACACAGCGAAAAGUGAAACGGAUUGUUAUUUUUAUUGUUAUUGAAAAGCGAGGAAUAAAUAGUUGGAAAAUUAAA